AUGAUGCAAACUGAAUUAAAAUAUGAUCAAGUACAGACAACUAUGACAGACUUGCAGCUCAAAGUGGAACAAUUAGAGGGCAAACUAAACGAUUUGGAAGAUCGCUCCAGGAGAUCUAAUAUCAGAAUCCGUAAUAUCCCUGAAAUAGUUAAUGACUCAACGCUGAAAAAGUUUUUAAGGGAUUAUUUUGAGUCGUUACUAGCUGAAACUGGACUAAAAGAUUCUGAAUUAGAAAGAUUCCACAGACUCCCUAGACCUCGAAAUAUAGCAGAAUCCUCACCAAGAGAUGUAAUAGUCAAAUUUCAAAAAUAA
This is a messenger RNA of Pelobates cultripes (western spadefoot toad), 312 nucleotides long. NCBI's taxonomy places the organism in Eukaryota, Metazoa, Chordata, Amphibia, Anura, Pelobatidae. The record is from the annotation of a GenBank genome assembly.